AUGGCGUCGCGUCAAGAGGAGAGCUCGCGCGCGUCACCGAUGCACUUCGUUCGAUCGAUGUUCAACGUGCGUCUCAGUGCGGCUAAAGCGCGUCGUUCGGGCGCGUUAGCGAGCGUGUCGACGUCUCAAACGCGAGAGUUGAAGUCUGUGCGCGGUAAGAACCGAAGAACGACGCGAAACGUUGGAGAUAUCGCGCGUAAGGAGGACGAGCGGAGGACGAACGCGCGGACGAGCGCGGACGAUAACGACCGGGACGUCGAUCACGGACGAGACAUAUCGACGUUUGAUAAGGAAGAUAAACCUAUGUUGAUAUGUGCGUUUGACGUUGUCGGUGCGACGGCGGCGCAGGAAGCGAUGAUUCGGGAGGCGAUGACGCUGAAACCGAAUUAUUCCUACCGCGUGCGAGAGGUGGUCGCGGAGAACGAGUCUAUUAUGAACUUGGGCAUCUUUAAGAGCGUUCGAUGCCUGGCGAAAGAUUCGAGAGAUGGUUUGAGAGUGACGUUUGAGGUGGUACCUUACGAGAUCAUGCGUGGUUUAGAGUUUUACGGCCUGGACAGCGUCCCGGCGAAGCUCAUCGAGGACACGUUCAAGCCGCAGAUGGGGAAGCCAAUGAAUUCAAAGGAGAUCGUCGGCGCGCUGGAAAACUUCAAGGCGUAUAACGUCAACACAAGACGUUUCGGCGAGGCCACGAUAGAAGGAAUGCGAAUGAUUGACGACACGAGCGAUGGGAUUUUGCGAUUGGAGUUCAUCGAGACUUCGGUGGACGGGGUGACGAUUGAGAUUGAUCCAUCGGUCGACCCGAAGACCGGAAAGGAGAACAAAGUCGUGAGCAAGGUAUCGAGCAUCAUGCCCUACUUUGAGGGCAUCGCACACACAAAGUGCCUCAACGGUGACCGCCUGCGCGAGGCCGUGGAUAGGUUCCGGGCGCAGAAUCCACGAUUCGGCGAACCGCGGAUUAACUUAUUGCCGACGCCGGGGAAGCCGCUGGGGCACCGCACCUUUGUGGUGCAGCUCAAGGAGAAGGCGAUGCGCGGCAUCACGUGCGGUGGAGGCAUGAGCGCCCGAGGGCUCUCGGAGGGGAUCUUCAGUGGCUUAGCGGGACACUUCAGCGCGUUCCACACCAACCUUUUCGGAACGGGAAAGAUGUCAAACUUUAGCAUCGAGGCAACGCCGAGAAAGGGCGGGCGCGGUCUUACUGUCGUCCGACCGCACGUCAACCUCUCCUUCUCCGAUCCAUGGGUUGGCUUCGGCCCCGCUCGGACCUCGCGAACGCUCUCAUUUAGGAGCGAUAGUAACAGCAUGCGCGCGACACACGGUGUUCCCUCGAAUGCCGAGGGUGAUGGGACGCAACCAGAUAUCACGGCGCCCGGUUUGUCUGACAUUUCGCUUCAGAAGCACGCAGCGUGCAUCGAGCACUCACGUCCACUCCUGAACGGAUGGACUGGUACUUUUGCCGUAGAUUUCAAAUCGACGUCCGUCUUGGAUAACGACGGUCAGCAUUCUCUACUCGACGCCUACGGUGCGCCAGUGACGUUCAGUGGAUUGAAGUACGACACCGCGUUCGCGUCUCAGCUUCGGUUCACCUACAGUGGCGCGAACUCAGCGCACUUGAUGUUGAGCGCCGAGCAAGCGCUCCCGGUGCAACCGCAGUGGCUCAAGUACACGCGCGUUGUGGCCAAGGCGAAACGUUCGUUCGAUCUGCUCAACCUCAAGCAGCUUCCAGGCCCAAUGCAGCUCGUACUGAGCUCAAAGGGCGGGAGCGUUUUCGGAGAUUUACCUCCGUAUGAGGCAUUCGCCAUCGGCGGUACGUCGAGCGUCCGAGGCUAUAACGACGGAUCGAUCGGUACGGGUCGUAAGUACGUCGUUGGUAGCGCCGAGUAUCGCUUACCGAUCCGGCCGGGAAUCACGGGAGCGCUGUUCUUUGAUUACGGGAGUGACUUACACUCUGGUAGCAGCGUCUUGGGCGAUCCCGCUGGAACGCGAGGCAAACCGGGGAGCGGGUUCGCGUACGGCGGCGCCGCGCUGUUUGAGACCGGAGGUCUUCCGAUUCGCUUCGACUACGCGAUGAACCAUCAAGGAAACGCGCGAUUCCACUUUUCUCUAGCGCGAGAUUUCAUCUAA
This is a messenger RNA of Ostreococcus tauri, 2121 nucleotides long. RefSeq names its product Bacterial surface antigen (D15). Bases 1 to 2121 code for a protein of 706 amino acids. The record is from RefSeq and is a predicted model, not a curated record. The transcript has a single exon. Gene Ontology annotation, cellular component: outer membrane. Lineage: Eukaryota; Viridiplantae; Chlorophyta; Mamiellophyceae; Mamiellales; Bathycoccaceae.